UUCAAACAGCUCAUCCGCCAUAUUGAUGUCAGUUGUAUACGUUUCUCUGGAUUCUGGUCGUUUCUAGGGAACAAUGUCAAAUCCAACAUCGUCAACAGCAGCCAAAGCUUUGGUCGACUCCGCUACUGUUUUCAUUGAAGAAACGAAACCAGCUUCACCAGCGCCUGAUGACUCCAUGUUCUCUACACCCAGCUCUCUGACUGACGUGGUGCUCGUUGUUGAAGGGAAGAAACUACACGUGAGUAAAGCUCUACUUUGUCUCACCUCCCCUGCUUUCCUGAAAAUGUUCGAAGGUGAUUUUAAGAACAAAACAGAAGUUCCCAUCGCGGACAAGAAGUAUGCUGAUUUUGUUGAAUUCCUGUUGUGUGUUCAUCCGUCCACUUGCAAACCUGUUCAGCGGAAAACACUGGACAUUGUCCUGCCCCUCGCUGACGAGUACGAGGUCGAAUCUCUCGUGCAACGGUGUGAGCAGUUUGUUCUGACAAUGUUCCUUCUUAAAGACGACGAGCAAAGUAACCCAGCAAAUGAAGAAUUGGUCCACUUUUCCUACCUGGCAGAGAAAUACAAACUGACGUCAUUGUUGGACAAAUGUUUGGAAAAGCUGAAAUACAGAACCUAUGACGGCAAUCGUGGUGUGAGAAAAUUCCCAGAAUUCCAACGUCUGUCGUCAGAUACAAAACUUCGGGUGAUGUCGGAGAGAUUAAUAUUGAUGGAAAGACCCGUUGUUAAUAUGCUUGGUGUCCACAUUCCAGUACCGUUCAAGAACAGUCCAUAUCCCAAUGUAGCCAAGAGCAUUUAUAAGUAUGGUUCACCCUCUCCCAAGAAUGCUGAAUCGCUACUUUCCGAACUAGCUAAAUCAAUCGAUCAACUCAAGCGAAUGUUCGUACACAAUUUCAAGUAAACACGGCUAUGUCAUCCAGCAUUCUUAAUUUUGUCUCAGUUUAUUUGAAUUAUCAACAAUUUUAAGGAAAAUUAACUAUGAUCCGAAAAUUCAUAAAGACGUAAAAUUAGGAGGUAAAAAUAUGUCAGUUAAAGGUGUGCACUGUAUUUCCUCUACUAGAUUGUGUUAAUUUUUUUCACACAAUUUAUUGACCCAGCGUGUGUUCUGUAAUCUGUAUAGGCUGGCAUAGUGGCAGAUAACUAACCCCACAGACACCCAAUUUCUACAGUAAGGGUGGAUUUCCAGGAAACGGUCCUUAUUAAAUGGAGGAAAUUAUCAUUACAAAACCUAUAUGUUAAUAUGAUCGAUAUAACCUGUUUCAUCAAAUGAUGGACCUAGCCUUCGUUCGAGACACGGCUAAUAGGUUUUGGACACAACAUAUACUAAUUAAUAUGCAGUGUGACCAAUGUCAGCGUCAUCGGACAGUGAGACGUCCCAGAGAAUCAUCGUCGUAAUUGUUGAUAUCAAAACUUGGAUGACAGCAAACUUCCCAUGAAAACUAAACUUUUGAUCACCAGUUCAAAACUAAUGCACACCAAGAUUCAACUUCCCAAAAAUACUGAUUAAAGAGACUUUUGGUUAACCAGCAAGGAAGUCUUGGCUUGAUCAAUUGAUAAUGCAGAGAUACAUUUCCUCGGACAAAUCAGUGUAUAUGUUGACUAUUUUAAUUAAUAGGAAAAAGUGUUUGCAAAAAAAUCUUGGCAAAGCAGGAUUCGAAACCACAAUGAGAUGUUUGUCCAAAACGGUCCACGGCGGUUUACAUAGCAUUAGACGAAUAUGUAUUGUGCGUUUUAAUGAGGUUUUAUUGUACAGUAAAUUAUGUUUACAUUGAACGUGCUUACUCAUAACAACUGUGCUUUUCCUGGAACGUGUUGUAUAUUUUAGCCGAAAUAUGUACAUGUAUAACGAACUACAGUUAGAACGACCUACAGUUACUUAUCAUAUUGUGUUCCUUAUAACUGUAGUUUACUGUACAUGUCCAUUGUAUAUACAUUUGUAACUGCAUCAUUACUCAAUUAAUGAUUAUUUCGUUAUGACAAUGUCAUCAUUUACAGCUAUUAGUCUUCUUUAUUUACACCUGCACUUAUCGUGUAGUCUUGAGGAGUGAUCAUUUAAAGUAGUGUUAACAGUG
Messenger RNA from Haliotis rubra (blacklip abalone), 2072 nucleotides. RefSeq names its product BTB and MATH domain-containing protein 38-like. The record is from RefSeq and is a predicted model, not a curated record. Gene Ontology annotation, molecular function: protein binding. The coding region runs from base 74 to 901 and encodes 275 amino acids. The transcript is spliced from 2 exons. Lineage: Eukaryota; Metazoa; Mollusca; Gastropoda; Lepetellida; Haliotidae.